GUAGAGCGGAGGAGGAAAACAGAAAUUGAUUUUCUUUUAAUUACUAUGUGUACGUCUUAAAAUUAAACUGAAAGCCUUAUUGUAUCUAUCGUCGAAGUUGUGACUAUUUUUUGUUCUGUAAACUGAACUGUUGAUCUAUGAGCAAAACAAUCCACCACUAGCAGCAGAGAAGAACACAAGAGAUAACUCAAAAAAAAAACAAUACACGUCGCCAGCUGUCAGCUGUCAGAAAAGAUCCAUAAAACAUGCAAAUGGAUGAGUUCUAGUUUUUAGUUUCAAAAUUUGUAAGAUUCCGCACAAACACACACACUUGAAGAAGAAACAAUCGAGUAGAAGAAGCCCGACUGGUCCAAGAAGGGUGACGUCAAGGAGGAGACCGCAGGAGGUGACUGAGCGAGUGUCCGAUUCUGUCCCGGCAGGGACCUGAGCCAGCGCAGAGUACAGAGCACCGAACCUACCUUCAUCAUCUUCUACGAAGCGCGCCCAUAAUGUUUAAACUCUUUUUCCUUUCCGCACUCGAUAAUCAAUAAGAAGUACUGUUAUUAUAUUAUGUAGCUUAACAGCGAGCGAUCGUUUACUACGACUCUUUUUUGUUUGUUUGUUCCGCUUUUCUUUUGGCUGCUUAUAUUCCCCUUUCUGUGGAGAUGUACACAAUUGCAAGAAGAAACACCACCCACCAGAGCAGGACACGCUCAUUAGAUUUUGUAAUACUUUCGAUUCACAAUCAUCACGAUUCGGAUUUAGAAGUUGUUGCUAUUUUUUGACGUAGGACUACGUCUUUCAUUUCUAUACCGGGGUGUAAAAUCAAAGUUUCGAAAACGAAAGCGUUACGCCGGAGACCGAGAUUUUGAGCGUUAAUAGCUCCUAAACAACUGAACGAAAUGGUAUGAUAAACACUUCAUUCGAAAGAUAAAAUGUCUACGCGUUAUAUACUUGUUACUUUUUGAUCCAAAAACUUGUUUCAAUAGUCUUAAAAUUGCUUUCAAAACAGGCUAUUGAAAUCACCAAUCGGUAUAUAAGCGAGCGCCGCUCGGAAAUCCACUCAGUUCUAAUUGAACAGCGAUUGGAGCAUGUUGUCACUGUUGUGGUGAAGCUCUUCGUUUAUCAUGAAAGCACGGAUGAACGGUGUCACCAAGAGCCUGUUUGUGCACCUUAGGCCAGACAUGAAUCCAUCAGGAGGAGAGUGAUGCCACAAACGGUUCCCCGGGAAGAUCUCGAAGCAGCCGCUACACACACACACACACACAUACACGCGCGGAAUUCUUCCCGUUUGGAUGCCAUUCAGCAUCGAGAAAGAUCCGGAAAAUAAUCUGCCAGUUCCUCUGAGAAUUUUAAAAUACAUUCAUGUGAAAGAGUUUAUUUGAAUGUUUUCUAUCCAUGUAACACUGUGACCAAAUACAUUUGGUUUUGUGAUUUUUCAAUCAAUCGCAAUUAACAGGAUAGCUUCUGAAGAUUAUUCUUCCCCAUCAGUAGGAUAUUUCCGUAUCCAAUAUUGGAUGCAUAAAACCUUGUACCUCCAACGUAACGCUCUCGUUUUCGAAGUCCCCCAAAUAUUCAUUUAUUCAUUCAUUCAGAAUGGAUUCAGACUCAACUUCAAACAAAGGAUCACUGAAUCAACGAUAUUCCUACGUCACCAUUGCGGUUAUACCAUAGAUAUAACCCACUUUCUGUUUUUUGUUUAUUUUUCUUUGAGUAAAACUUUUUUAUUUUACAUACACCUAAGUUAUACGAGUGGUUUUCCUUCCAGUGUAUGCUGCAUUUUGCGAUGGCGCGGUAUACCGCCAAAGCUACCCAUCGUUACGGUUUGAUCCGAAUACGAGCGAUGUCCCCUUUUGAAGUCGAAUAAACAAUUAAAGUUAUCGAAAAAUGUUUGGAAGCUAGCUGAGAGUUGUCGUAAAUCGCUCGCUUCCGGCUUCGAUUGUUUAAUGUUCUAGCGCCAAAUGGCUCACUGUUAACUGAUAAACAAUCAUCAUAUCACAUCCCUGAGGUCGUUCGCAUCCUACAUGUUUCCUGGCAUCAAAUAUAUCUUAGGUUUUGGAGGCACAUAAUUAUCAUGUAUUACGUAUGAGAUGUAUUCACUGCCAUAUUGAAGACCGUUCUCGAAAAAAAUGAUCACCAAAAAUUCAGUUUAGGUGGGAUAUUUUUGAAAAGUUAAUUUUUUCAAUUUCAAUUUUCUGGAAUUUUUUCUUCAUAGUCCCAGAAAUUUUCUAAUGGACGAAGUUCUGGCGAGUUUAGCGGAUUUGCCGAGGAUCUGCUUGACGUCCGCUUCAAUAUACGUCUCGCCGUUCAUUACGAUGCAUUUCGGAUGCACCAAGCACUCGCAGUACAGCUUCCUGGCGCGGGUUUUUGCCACCGUGUUCUUCAUAUCGGUUCCGCUAGGCGGCUUCCUUACCUUGAAAACAUGAAGUCCGGCCCGCUUCAUUGUCAGCUGGACGAAUCAGGCGGAAUGGGUUGACUUUCUUGGCCACAUCCCUAAUCAAAAGUUUCGGAUUGCGCUUGAAAAUAUUCCUCACCUUCCUUGCUUUCACGGGAUCUUUUACCUUCGCUUUUCUUUCGUUGCCUGCUCGCCGCUGAAUCGUCUGGGUCUUCUUGAUCGAUUUUACCACACGGGACACGGUUGAACUAUCGCUUCCACGAUCACGCCUAUAAUUUCCUGUCGAAGCACUUCUUGCUUGAAAACCAUCUCGAUAACCCCUUGACAGGCCGGUUCUACAACUACAGCAUCAUCAACGUGCACUGUCCGCACGAAGGCAGACCCGACGACGAGAAGGAAGCGUUCUAUGCGCAGCUGGAAGCGUCAUACGACAGCUGUUCACCACGGGACAUCAAGAUCAUCAUCGGGGAUAUGAACGCCCAGGUUGGGGUAGGGAAGCAAUGUACAGACCGGUGAUAGGCCCAUGCAGUCUACACACCGACACGAACGACAACGGCCAGCGGUGCAUCAACUUCGCAGCUUCCCGAGGCCUGGUGAUCAGAGGCACUUUCUUCCCCCGCAAGGAUAUUCAUAAGGCCACUUGGAGAUCACCUGACCAACAUACAACAAACCAAAUUGACCACGUCCUCAUCGAAGGCCGAUUUUUCUCAAACAUCACUAACAUACGCUCUCUGCGCAGUGCGGAUAUUGACUCGGAUCACUACCUAGUAGGAGUACAUGUGCGCUCAAAACUAUCGAGAGCUUACAACUCACGGCAGAACCGCCCUCCUCGGUUUAACAUUCGGCAGUUAAAAGACCCGCACGCUGCCGAGAAUUACGUGCGCCUGUUGGAUGAGGCACUACCCUCCUCUGGGGAGCUAAAUGUUUCGAAUCUCGAAGACGGCUGGAGUAAGAUUAGCUCUGCCAUCGAAGAGACCGCAACCGCGGUACUAGGUGAGGAAACUACGAGCCCAAGAAACGACUGGUUCGACGGGGAGUGCCAGCAAGCGAUGGAGAGAAGCAAAACAGCUCGGAAAAACUAUUUAAGCAUUGCCACGAGGGAGAAUUUGGCCAAAUAUCGACGAGCGCGGAAUAAGUUGACCACGAUACUGAGGCGAAAAAAGCGCCAGCAGGAGGACAGGGAUCGUGACGAAUUAGAACAACUAUUUCAGGCUAAUGAUUCGCGCAAGUUCUAUGUGAAGGUGAACCAAUCUCGUAAGAGCUACACACCGAAUCCAGGCAGGUGUAGGGACGAGGAAGGAAACCAGAUUACAAGCGAGCGCGAGGUGGUCGACAGGUGGCUGCAGUUCUUCGAUAAGCACCUCAAUGGCGAGAUAGCAGAUGGAGGCGUAAUGGAAACCGACCUGGGAGUGCCUUCAAACGAUAAUGAUGUCCUAGCCCCCGACCUCCAGGAUAUCCAGCGAGAAAUCGGGCUGCUGAAGGCAAAUAGAGCCGCUGGAAAAGACCGACUUCCGGCUGAACUCUAUAAACACGGUAAAAAUAUACUGGCAACGGCACUUCAUUGGGCAAUAUCCAGAAUUCGGGAGGAGGAGAAAUUACCGGAAGAAUGGAUGGAGGGUAUUGUUUGCCCCAUCUAUAAAAAAGGCGAUCGGUUAGCCGAAGCCGAUAGCCAAAGGCUUCGUAGGGCAGUACCAAGCGGGCUUCAAGGGGCCCGCGCCACUACGGACCAGAUUUUUGUCCUCCGACAAAUCCUCCAGAAAUGUCGGGAGUACAACGUGACCACUCAUCACAUAUUCAUAGACUUUAAGGCAGCUUAUGAUACAUUCGAUCGAGAACAGGUAUGGCAGAUCAUGAACGACUACGGUUUCCGGACAAACUGACACGGCUGACCAAAGCUACCUUGGAGCGAGUUAUGUGCUAAGUUCGUGUUUCGGGGGCACUCUCGAGCCCUUUCGAAUCACGCAGAGGUUUAAGGCAAGGGGUGGACUAUCCUGUAUGCCAUUUAAUAUAGUGUAAUCCGACGUGCGGGCAUCGAAACGAGGGGCACGAUUUUCAACAAAAGUACCCAACUCCUGGGCUUCGCAGAUGAUAUUGACUCAAUAACAAGAAACUUUGCGACGGCUGAGGCAAACUACGCCAGACCAAAAGCGUGGCCCAGGAGGGUGGGACUACUAAUUAAUGCGUCAAAAACCAAGGUCAUGGUGGGAAGAAGCUCAAAGGAGAAAACAGUGAGCCUCCCACGGACAGUGACAGUGGACGGCGAUGAACUGGAAGUGGUUGACGAGUUCGUGUACUUGGGAUCUCUGAUCACCGCCGACAACAAUACCACGAAAGAGAUCCAACGACGCAUUCAAGCUGGAAAUCAUGCAUACUUUGCGCUCCGCAAGACGCUUCGGUCAAGGAGAAUACGGCGUCGCACAAAGCUAACGGUGUACAAAAUCUUAAUAAGACCGGUGGUCCUUUAUGGACUCGAAAUUGUGACGCUGCUCACGGAGGACAUACGCGCUCUGGUCGUCUUUGAGCGGAAAGGGCAGCGGACUAUUUUUGGUGGAGUACAAACGGAGAGCGGAGAGUGGCGCAGGUGUAUGAACCACGAGCUACAGGCACUACUUGGAGAGAUUCCCAUUGUACACCUCGCGAAAGUCGGGAGGUUACGGUGGGCCGGACAUGUCGCGAGGAUGCCGGACGACAGUGCAGUGAAAUCCGUUCUCUUCAAUGACCCCGCCGGCACCAGAAAUAGAGGGGCUCAACGUGCCAGGUGUCUCGACCAGAUCGAAGCCGACUUGCGAGUGACGGGACGCUUACGGAAUUGGCGACGAGUGGCUCAGGACCGAGUAGAUUGGAGACAAAGAAUUGAGACAGCACGAGCCACCACGGCUCUCAACUGAUUAUGUAUCUAUGUAACCCCUUGACAGAUGGUGACAUAAUUUUGCUUAUGUAAACAUUACACUCUAAACAAGUUAUACCCAAAAUUUAAUCAAUUUUAAAAAAAAGCAACAAAAGUUAUACACAAAAGAGAUUUGUGUAUCGAGAUUUUUGCCGUCCUUUGUAAAUUACAAGUAAAUUAUGUUGCGUGAUGUCUAGAUGCUGGAGUCUGCUUUUAAUGGAAUUUUACUGCUACCGUUGCAUAUAAUGCGAAGCACGCGACCUAUGCUUUCUUACCGUGGUGUUUGCUAUUCCUUUUUUUCUCUUAUGCGGUGGUCAAUCGCUAAACGGAGGAGUUAUCAUCGUUUUGCGAUAGCACGCGGUCUAACCACACGCUCUAGACUACGAAAAUGAAUCACGCUCUGAAACAUCGUGACCCUCGCGGCGGCAGUAACGGUCACUUUUACCAGUGUCUGCGGUUUUUGCGUCUUUAAAUGAUUUCGGUGGUUUUCCACGUUCCUCGAUCCUCACAGAUUCCUCAAUCCUCACAGGUUCCCACACAGAACUUUGCAUGCUCACCGUAAGCUUCCACCAAUAUUCUAUGCGAAUCGGAAGGGGAUUUAUUGAGUUUAUAGCAAAAACUCUACUAUGUCUGCGGAUCGCAGUUCGUAGUCACUGAAUUUCAAACACAAAAAAAUGUGGGAUACUUUUUGCACGACAUUUUGGACAUGAAGAAGCAACCGCGCGAUGGGUGCCGCGUUUGCUGACCGUCGACCAAAACCAACGGUGCGUUGAUGAUUCAACAGCCGGUUUGGCGGCGUUGUUGAAGCGUAAUCGAUUGUACUUCCUUCGACGUUUCGUCUCAUCAUCAUAUCUGUAGAAAAAUGUGUCCUGCCCGUCUGGAUCACUGAAACCAAUAGAUAUUCCCGCAGGAUGUUGGUAGAUGAAUCUGCCUUCAUUACUUCGUCGAAUUUCACGAGGGUUCCCACCCCCAUAUCAUCACAUUUCCUCCUCCAUGCUUCACCGUGUCUUGGAUGUGGUGCUCCUGAAGCUGUUCAUCCGAUCUACCCCACACACGAACCCCCCGCCUUCGGUUGGAUAAAGGGUGUGUCACAUCAAAUUGCAUCACGGAAAAAACGCUGUAGAAAUUUAAUUUAUGGGAAUUAUAUCUUCAGCUUUCGCUUAUAAGCUUUCGCUUAUAAUCAGAUAA
This is a messenger RNA of Toxorhynchites rutilus septentrionalis, 6449 nucleotides long. It is a transcript of the gene wupA, whose product is annotated as troponin I. NCBI's taxonomy places the organism in Eukaryota, Metazoa, Arthropoda, Insecta, Diptera, Culicidae. Gene Ontology annotation, biological process: muscle contraction. The record is from RefSeq and is a predicted model, not a curated record. The transcript has 3 exons. Gene Ontology annotation, cellular component: troponin complex. Bases 2875 to 4254 code for a protein of 459 amino acids.